Molecule: messenger RNA, 8409 nt
Organism: Engraulis encrasicolus (European anchovy)
Lineage: Eukaryota; Metazoa; Chordata; Actinopteri; Clupeiformes; Engraulidae
Product: roundabout homolog 1-like
Exons: 31
Coding region: 783-5882 (1699 amino acids)
Biological process (GO): cell-cell adhesion
Molecular function (GO): protein binding
Source: RefSeq, a predicted model, not a curated record
GAGAGCUUGAAUGGAGAGCUGCUGUAGUCAAAUACAUUGCCCCCUUGGCUGAGGCGAAGGCGCUGUCUACUCGCGUCAGUUCUUAGGGGAACGCUGUGUGGAAAAAGUACCAAAAGCCGCUUCAUGGCAACUUUCUCCUGGAAACAACAGUUGGGAUUUAACGGGCAGGUUUUUUUUUAAGUAGUUGGGAGCAAUUGCUCAGGAAUCCCAACGCUCGUCUGCUAAUCUUAUUGCAAGAGUUUGCAGAAGAAGUAAAGCGGUUGUGCGAAGACGGGCGGUCUUGAAGUGAUAGUAGAGCACUGCGCCCUUUUGCUAGGGUUUAUUUCGCUCAUUCCAGUGAAGAGUUGAAUCUGCGAUUGAUAUGUGUGGAGCCGUUGGAAGAGGCAUUCUCUGAGGUAUCGUUCCUGGCGAGUUGGAAGAUGCCCUUCUGCACGGGGUAUACACUGCGGGAGGAAACUGCCUGACUUGACUUUGGGAUAAAAUUGAAAGCAGAAAAUCCGAGUUGCUGAGCCCAAACUUCAGUGAAUUGUUUGCUGAAACAAAAUCACAGCAUUUCAAAGCAGGGUUUCACUUUUGGAUAGCAAGAACUAACUCGUCCAAGUUCUCCAGGAUGGCAUGAAUAACUAGAGGAACUGCGUCUAUUACAGCUGACAAUACUGUUGCUAUUAAUUGCGAAGACAUUUGAAUUGGAUUUGGACUUGGAUUUGUUUCGGAGGAGACAUUUUUGGACUAUUUAAAACAGAGAAACGGCAAUCGUAAGCGUUGUCAAGGUCUCCGGAACGAUGGUUUUACGCUUCACCGGAAUUUAUGUCUUACUUGGAUUACUUCACAGUUGCUCUGGCUCUCGGCUGCGUCAGGAGGACGCCCCUCCCCGGAUCGUGGAGCACCCGUCAGAUCUCAUCGUGUCCAAGGGGGAGCCGGCAACCCUGAACUGCAAGGCGGAGGGCCGUCCCUCGCCCACCAUCGAGUGGUACAAGGACGGCGAGCGCGUGGAGACGGACCGGGACAACCCGCGCUCGCACCGCAUGCUGCUGCCCACCGGCUCGCUCUUCUUCCUGCGCAUCGUCCACGGCCGCCGCAGCAAGCCCGACGACGGAAGCUACGUGUGCGUGGCCCGGAACUACCUUGGGGAGGCUGUGAGCCACAACGCGUCGCUGGAAGUAGCCAUCUUGCGAGACGACUUCCGUCAGAACCCGGCUGACGCGGUGGUGGCAGCGGGCGAGCCGGUCCUGUUCGAGUGCCAGCCUCCGCGCGGGCACCCCGAGCCCACCAUCUCCUGGAGGAAGGACGGCUCCAACAUCGACGACCGCGACGAACGCAUCACGAUACGUGGAGGGAAGCUGAUGAUCACUAAUGCGAGGAAGGCGGAUGCGGGGAAGUACGUAUGUGUGGGAACCAACAUGGUGGGAGAGAGAGAGAGCGAAGUGGCAGAACUCACCGUGCUGGAGCGCCCGAGCUUUGUGAAGCGGCCGGUCAGUCAGGUGUCGCUGACGGACGAGAGUGUGAACUUCCAGUGUGAGGCGCGAGGAGAUCCUGUUCCCAUCGUGCGCUGGAGGAAAGAGGACGGAGAUCUGCCCAAGGGGAGGUUUGAUAUCUUGGAGGACAACACCUUGAGUUUGCGUCGCGUCUCCCCUGCUGACGUGGGCUCCUACACCUGCCUGGCAGAGAACAUGGUGGGCAAGGCAGAGUCCUCCGCAUCGCUCACCGUCCACGUCAAGUCAGUGCCGCCAGCGUUUGUGAUGAAGCCGCGGAACCAGGUGGUGGCCGUGGGCAGAACCGUCACCUUCCAGUGCGAGGCCUCGGGCAUCCCUCAACCAGCCAUCUUCUGGCAGAGAGAAGGCAGCCUGAACCUGCUGUUCUCCUACCACCCUCCUCAGCCCACCAGUCGCCUGUCCGUCUCCCAGAGUGGGGAUCUGACCAUCACCGAUGUGCAGCGCUCCGACGCCGGCUACUACAGCUGCCAGGCCCUCAACAUCGCCGGCUCCGUCCUCACUAAAGGCCUGCUGGAGGUCAUAGAUGUGGCUUCCGAGUACCCUCCUCCCAUCAUUCAGCAGGGCCCGUCCAAUCAGACGGUGUCCGUGGACGGGACGGUGAUUCUGGGUUGCCAGGCGACGGGUACGCUGGCCCCGACUGUGAUGUGGAAGAAGGAUGGCGUCCUGAUCACCAAGCACGACUCCCGCGUCUCCCAGACGGAGGACGGAGAACUACAGAUACGAUACGCCAAGCUGGGAGACACGGGCAUGUACACCUGCGUUGCCUCCAGCCCAAGUGGAGAAGCCUCCUGGAAAGCAUACCUGGAGGUGGAAGAGUUUGGGGUGGCAGUGCAGCCUGGCCGGCCCACGGACCCCAACCUGAUCCCCCGGGUGCCGUCCAAGCCGGAGGUGACAGACGUCAGCCGCACCUCCGCCACCCUCACCUGGAGGGCCAACACCUCCGGGGCCACGCCCACCUCCUACAUCAUAGAGGCCUUCAGCCAUGCGUCCGGCAGCAGCUGGGUGACUCUAGCGGAGCAUGUGAAAUCUGAGAGCCAUGUGCUGAAGGGGCUGAAGCCUGCCGCGGUCUACCUCUUCCUGGUUCGAGCCGUCAACGCGUACGGCCUCAGUGACCCCAGCCCCAUCAGUGAUGCCGUACGCACACAAGACACGCCCCCCACCAUCCAGGGAGUGGACCACCGUCACAUCCAGAAGGAGCUGGGAGACGUAGUCAUCCACCUCCACAACCCCGUCAUCCUCUCCUCCUCCUCCGUCAGGGUGCACUGGACCGUGGAGCAGCAGUCCCAGUACAUCCAGGGCUACCGGGUGAUGUACCGGCCGUCGGAGGCGGGCCAGCUGCGGGCCGCCCAGUGGGGGGUGUUCGAGGUGCGCACGCCUGGCGAGGACGGGGCCGUGGUGCCGCAGCUGAAGAAGGGCGUGACCUACGAGUUCAAGGUGCGGCCCUACUUCGACGAGUUCCAGGGGGCCGACAGCGAGGUGAAGGUGGCCCGCACCAUGGAGGAAGCUCCCAGCGGGGCUCCACGUGGCGUAACUGUGACAAAGAGUGACACCAACAGCACCGCCAUCCUGGUCGCCUGGCAACCGCCUCCCGAGGAGGAUCAGAACGGCCUGGUCCAGGAGUACAAGAUUUGGUGCCUGGGCAAUGAGAGUCGUUACCAUGUCAACCGCAGCGUGGACGGCACCACGUUCUCCGUGGUCAUCCCAAACCUGUCACCCGGCAUCCGCUACAGCGUGGAGGUCGCCGCUAGCAACGGGGCAGGGCCUGGGGUCAAGAGUGACAUCACCAUCUUUGAAAUAGACCACGCAGGUGUGCUGGUGGAGAGUGGCGUGCGUAAAGACACGCUGUCCCACAUCUCUGACGUGGUGAAGCAGCCGGCCUUCAUUGCGGGCAUUGGCGCCACCUGCUGGCUGGUGCUGAUGGUGUUCAGCGUCUGGCUCUACCGCCACCGCAAGAAGAGGAGUGGCCUCAGCAGCAGCUACGCCGGCAUACGCAAAGUGCCAUCCUUCACCUUCACUCCUACAGUGGCCUAUCAAAGGGGUGGUGAGGCAGUCUGCAGCUCUGGAAGACCUGGAUUGUUGAACAUGGGCGAUUCGGCCAAUCAGCCGUGGCUGGCGGACUCGUGGCCCAACGCCUGUGGCAACCACAAGGAGCGCAGCAUGAACUGCUGCAACGGAGGCAACGGCACCAGCGACAGCAACCUCACCACUUACAGCCGCCCCGCUGACUGCAUCGCCAACGACAACAGCCAGCUGGACAACAACAAGCAGCAACAGGGCGGCGGCUGCCUGCUGGGCUCCGACUCGGCCGUGUACAGCGACGUGGACCUGUCCAACAAGCUCAACGAGAUGAAGACCUUCACCAGCCCCAGCAUGUGCUACAUGGGCCCGGCCGGCAGCCCCCCCACGCCCUACGAGCCCACCCCCUACGCCACCACCCAGCUCAUCCAGUCCAAUAUCAUGAGUAAAGGUGGAGGUGGAGGAGGAUGUGGAGGAGGUGGAUGUGGGCCGGGGUUACUGGGUGGCGGAGGGGCGGGACCUCCGGAUUUGACGGACAACAGGCGUGGGUGGGGGAAGCCUCCGCCGACGCAGCAGCAGCCGCCUGUGCCACAGGAAAUGACAUCACAGCUGCAGUAUAACAUCAUGGAGCAGAACAGGUUGAAUAAGGAUAACUACAGAGGGGGAGAGGUCAACCUGCCUCCCACCAUCCCCUACAACCAUGAGCUGAGCUCUGGAGGAUCCUACCACAGCUCCGACCGCGCCAGCAACAGCACCUCCGGGAGCCAGAGCCACAAGAAGGGAUCCCGCACCCCGAAGCUGCCCAAGCAGAGCUCUGUGACCUGGGGUGAGCCGCUGCCACCGCCCCCCGUCCACCCUCCACCCAGCCACCUCACAGACGACUUCCUGCACACAGACAGAAGCUUUGGUGCGGACUCCAGCGGUCCAAUGCUGCCGUCCCGCAUGUACCUCCACUCUGGGAGCAUGCAGGAGGAGGAGGAGGCGCAGCAGCAUCAGCAUCAGCAGCAGCAGGGGAGGCCAGAGGGCAUGGAGAGGUGCCCCACUCCCCCCAUACGCGGCGCGGCCUCCUCCCCAGCCGGAGUCUCCUACGGCCACCAGUCCACGGCCACUCUCACUCCCUCCCCACAGGGGGAGCUCCAGAGCAGCACACACAAUGGCCACGACAGCCACAGGCGCCAUGCUGCCAGUCCCCCCGCCCCCCUGCGACCCCUCUCCCCCCCACACACCUACGGCUACAUCUCCAGCCCCCUGUCUCUGGAUACAGACGGCCUGGAGGAGGAAGAAGAGGAGGAAGACGAGGAGGAGGAGGAGGGGGAGGGGGACAUGGAGACAGGGCCCCAUAGCAUCUACUCCCAACCGCAUCACCCCAAACACCACAACCACCACCAACACAGCCAACACAACUCCCACCCCCACCACCACCAGCACCACAACAACAACCACCAUGGCCAGCAGCAGCAGCAGCAGCAUCUCCAGCAGCAGGCUGCCCAGCGGAGGCUGCACCCGCGCGGGGGGCUGGAGCACCAGCAGACGCCGGCCUCCAGCACAGGCGACCUGGAGAGCUCGGUCACGGGCUCCAUGAUCAACGGCUGGGGCUCGGCCUCAGAGGAGGACAACGCCGCCUCGUCGGGACGCUCCAGCGCCGUGGAGUCCUCCGACGGCUCCUUCUUCACAGACGCCGACUUCGCCCACGCCGUGGCCACCGCCGCCGAGUACACCGGGCUCAAGGCGGCGCGCUACCCGGAGGAGGGGGCGGCACUCGCCGGCCCGCGGUUCCUGGCAGGCCACCGUCCCAGCAGCCCUGUGUCCACCGACAGCAACGUGAGCACCGCCGUGCACCAGAAACGACCCCCUAGGAAGCACAAACACCAGCAGCAGCAGCAGCAGCAGCAGCAGCACUCACACCACACUGCUCAGGUCCAGCACAGAGACACCGGCUUCAACGAUGAUACAGCUCUGUCUCUCGGCGCCUCUUCGGCAGGCAUGAUGUCCCCCAGUCAUGGCUCACGAGGGGGCUACGAGGUGCGCGGCGCCACCCUACCCAGGCUGGGCUGCGGUGGCGAUGGGCGCGGCGAGCGGAGGGGCAGCGCGGGAGGCUACCAGAGCCACAAGGCCGGGAAAGCCCGCCAGCACCCAGCGGUAGCAGAGGACAUCCCCCCCUACAGUCGGCCCAGCUUCCCCUCUGGGGGUCAGGGCCAGGGGCAGAGGGAAGGAGGCAUCAGCUCCUCCAGCUCCAUGUCGUCCCGGAGCUCAGGGGGGCGACGGCGGAACGAGGGGGGUCUGGGGGUCCGUAGGAACCCUUCCGACUCGGGACUCCCCAGCCUUGGGGCCUUCCAGGCAGAGGAGGAUGAGCAGGAGCUUUUGGAGAGCUGAGGGACCAUGACCCCUGCCGACCUUGCGGAGGAAUUCCUUCCAGGUCAUAAGUCUGACCCCGAUUGUCCUCUCCUCUGGACCUGCCGGACCGCCACAGAGAGAGUCCAGCAACGUCAGCAUCAUGUAAAUGACCUUUUAUGAAAAAUAACUGAAAACUGACCAAUGCUUAAUGUCCCAUUUUCGUUAUGUUUUUUUUUAUUAUUAUUAUUUUGUAUAUGUAUUUUUCUUUUAUUUAUGAUGAUGUUUUGAACAGUAACUGAAGGGUACUUUUUUCUGUCCAAAUGGAGAAUGUUCUCCGAAAAAAGGGGUACCGUUAGCUUUUUCUAAGAACGAAAGUGUUCUGUUUCUGAAUCAGUGGCUUGGAAUGGCAGCAGUUGUGGGUUGUCAGCCAUAGCUCUGUCGAGAGUGUAUAUUAAAAUGUGUUUUGGGAGCUGCAUACCAUUGUUGUAUACAGAUGAAUGUUUCAUAAUCCCACUCUGUGGUACAGUACGUUUUAAAUUGGUCUUCCUUUUUAUUUAGCUUUCUCAAGCAUUUAUUUGAAACUGUAUGAAAUAUUUGGUCAAUGGUAUAAUUGUUGUAAAUUGCUUGGUCAGUUCCACUAUUGAGAAGUGCAGCCAUUUUGAAUUUUCCCUUUUUCUAAUGCACUGUUAUGAUUUCAUUUUUUUUUUAAUCGAUGUUGUUAUUGUUGAUGUAUGUUCCUUUUGUCUUACAUUGGUUUAAAAGCACAAUCACUUAACUUUAUUAUUUUAAGCCAUCUAUUUGUUGAAUAUAGAAUGUUCCACAGCUAUGGAGGAACGGACACAAGGAGUCUUGUCUAUAAUUGUGUUUGUAUGAUGAUGAAAGAGUAUUGUCUUAUAUUAACGUCUGGAUAUGACCAGGGGUCCGUUUCUCGAUUCUUGUCGUUGCUAACUGUCUUAAGACCGCCUUAAGACGUAACACCAUUCCCUUGGACUCAGUGGUGAGCAUCGCUGUCGAGAGAGAGUUGAGUCGCUCUUACAAAGGACGUUGCUACCAUCGUUAGCAAAGACGCUUUUGAGAACGCCACCCCUGAAUGGAAAUGAGGCUCCGCUGUUUUGCGAGGAGUUUCAGGAGAUUUCACAGAUAAAAGAUUUCAUGUUACCUACGGAUCCAACUUAAAAAUGGAAAGAGAAGACACAGGAGAAGUAGUAGACGAAGUACGUAUAGAUGCCAUCCUAUUACAAACACAGUUUCACACACAGUGCAGUGUCCAACAUGAGUGAGGUGAACGGAUCGUGUAGAAAUGCACUUAAAGAGUGUGCACAGUAAAUUCUGCAGUGCUCAUUUAACACUUAGAGAGUUGAUUUGACAUCAUUUGGACUUAAAUGAACUCUUUAAGUGUUGAAUUAACACCGCAACAUUUACUGUGUGAUAGCGAAGCGAAGGGCAAUGGGCAAUAUGUCGAGAGAACAUUGAAGGAGGGAGUGUAAGCGUUCCCUCCCCAUUUGUGGUGUGGAGCAGUGUUGCCAGAUGGAAAAUGUUGAACUAUCGUGCCAAAACCUCAAGUAUCGCUUUUGGGCACUUUUGGGAGGAAAUUAUCGCACACUAAGCAAAUGGCUGUUUCAAGGCUACUAAAUGUACUAAAUGAAAACUAUUCCAUCAAUUAUUACAUUGAUUAUUACAUCAUGUGUUUUAGAUUGUACAGAGAGGACAAAUGAGGAUUAUGGUAAAAAUAUGAUAAUUCUCGUACAUCUGUGUGGGGUCUCUUUUCCAUUUUGGUACAGGGCACAAUAGUGAUGAUGGUGUAGGGAUGAUGGUGGUGGGGGAGAAGGAGGAGGAGGAGGAGGAGGAGGAGGAUGGGUGAGGGGGGCAGGGGGUGCUACACGAAGUCCCCCUCUUCCACCAAAGAGGUGCACUGGUCUGUCACUUCAUUCAGCCGAGUCCCCAUAAACUAGUAGCAACUUAUGGAGGACAUUUUAAUCUGCCUUUGCCUUUUUGUGGAUCUCUCCAUUCAUGUCAUUGUGAGUCAGUGUAGUAUGCCAGGUGUUUCCAGUAGAAGGCUACCUGACAGAGGACAAUGAAGAUAGAGGAGAGAAAGAAGCAGAGAGAAAGAGAAAGAGACAGGUGGAGGGAAAAAAAAGAUGAUGGAAUGAGGCGAUUCUUUCACUUUGAUGUGAGGUUUUUUUGUUUCGCUCGCCAAUCCAUCCAUCUGCUCUUGUGAUAGUAGCACAGAUGCUGGUCAGAGCCAGUGCGGGAGCUGGGUGACCUUGCUCAAGGCCGAGGCUUUUGCAGUAAAAGAAGAAGAAUAAGAAAAAAUUACUACAGCCUUUUUUGUGUGGUGAGUGAGUGAAAAGAGAUGUGAGUGUGAAGUGUUGUUCCCAUUGUGGAGGUUUGUGCUGUCCAUCCUUGUUUGGAGUUUACCAUGUUUGAAAAGACACAAAGAAGAAAAAAAAGACACCACUGCUUUAAUGUCAGUCAUAACUUUUCAUUACUGGGAAUCUUGUAUUUCAAAACAUGAAAUGAAACAAAAAAUGACAUUUUUCCAUAUUAUUUAUUAUUAAAAAGAACU